GCAGAUUGGCCCGGCUGGAGCUGAGCAAUGCUGGGGCUGCUAUAAAAGCCCUGCUGGGGCCAGACUCGGCCAAGCACUGCCCUGGCCACCUUCUCCUCCUCGGGGACAAGGAGCACCCUCGCAUCCCACGCCAAGAUGUCCUGCUACGACCUGUGCCCACCCAAAACCAGCGUGGCUGUGCCCCAGCCCAUCGCUGAGAGCUGCAAUGAGCUGUGCACCCGCCAGUGUCCCGACUCCUCAGCCUUGAUCCAGCCGCCCCCCGUGGUGGUCACCUUCCCCGGCCCCAUCCUCAGCUCCUUCCCGCAGCAAGCCGUGGUGGGCUCCUCCGGAGCACCGGCCUUUGGUGGCUCCCUGGGGCUGGGCGGCCUCUACGGCGCCGGCGCCACCCAGGCCUCGGGGGGCCUCUGCACCUUUGGCAGAGCCUACGCUGCUCCCGCCUGCAGCCCUUGCGUCCUGCCCCGCUACAGCAAGAAGCUCUGGGACACCUGCGGGCCCUGCUAGACCCACCACAGCCCCGCACCC
Corvus hawaiiensis (hawaiian crow) is the source of this 522-nucleotide messenger RNA. Its product is annotated as scale keratin-like. Gene Ontology annotation, molecular function: structural constituent of cytoskeleton. Bases 136 to 501 code for a protein of 121 amino acids. NCBI's taxonomy places the organism in Eukaryota, Metazoa, Chordata, Aves, Passeriformes, Corvidae. The record is from RefSeq and is a predicted model, not a curated record. The transcript is spliced from 2 exons. Gene Ontology annotation, cellular component: intermediate filament.